UACGGUUCGAAAAUUGAACGGCGAAGAUCAUUAGGAGUACCUAUGGACCUGUGGUGUGAAACAAGCAAACGAUUUCUCGUUACUCAUUAGGGUUUUGUCACCUCUCCAAAUUUUUUCGCAGUGAAAGGCGCCAAAGCCAGUCGCAUCGCCGAGCUUGGAAGUUGGAAACUUGGAACCAGAAGCAAAAUGCCGUCGCACAAGACCUUCAGAAUCAAGAAGAAACUGGCGAAGAAGAUGAGGCAGAACAGGCCCAUUCCACACUGGAUCCGUAUGAGGACGGACAACACCAUUAGGUAUAACGCGAAACGCAGGCACUGGCGCCGUACGAAGCUAGGGUUUUAAUAUGUUGUAGCAGAUUUCCACCUUUCUGCUUUCGCUCGCGUCCUUUUGUCAAAUUAGGAUUUUUAAGACACGAUGAAAGUAAGAGCGAUGUUCUCCGAUAUCGUUAUUGUGUACGCUAAUCUGUUAGAGUUAGUAUUUAUUUAUCUUGUACUUCUUAAUUCAAGGUUGGUUCUCAUGGUCUUAGUUUGGGAUUGUGUGCUUCAAUUUGUUUGCCGUGUUUGUGUUAGAAGAAUUUUCUAGUUGGAAAUGGCUAGCGAGAUGCAUUAUCUUAAAGCUA
This is a messenger RNA of Nelumbo nucifera (sacred lotus), 619 nucleotides long. RefSeq names its product large ribosomal subunit protein eL39. Gene Ontology annotation, molecular function: structural constituent of ribosome. Gene Ontology annotation, biological process: translation. The record is from RefSeq and is a predicted model, not a curated record. Gene Ontology annotation, cellular component: cytosolic large ribosomal subunit; ribosome. NCBI's taxonomy places the organism in Eukaryota, Viridiplantae, Streptophyta, Magnoliopsida, Proteales, Nelumbonaceae.